GCAGUGGUUCCAGCAUGUCCAUAUGUUCUUCUGCAGUGGAUUGAAAUUUGCACAAAACGUCCUUUCAGAUUUGUCAACAAAUAUCGUUGAAGUUACGAGUUUUUUGUCUUGGUGACACGGUUCAAACCGGAGAGUCCUUCCUAUGAAAGAAUUUCACUAAAUGCUUUGACGAAGACGCCGUUUGGCAGUUGCACCGCACUUGUUUCCGAACUCCUUCGUGUCUUUGUGCGGUAUCGUUCAGCUUGCUGGUUAGCAUGCAGUGAAGCGCUGCGCUGACCAAGCCGUUAGCUACGGGCCUCCGAGGAGAGGAGUUCACAGGCGGCGUAAAGGAAGGAUGUCAAGCGGUCGGCAGCAGCACCAGAGCGGCGGCGGAGCGGGAUCUGUGCCCGGUACAAGCUCCGGGAGCACGGCCGGAUCUAACAGCGCGAACAUAGGGAGCAGCAACACUACGACGAAUGGAAGUAACACGGGCAGCGGCGUCUCUUCCCGGACGCUGGUUUCAGGAAUUGAGACGCAGCUUACGAGCACACAGAGCGGCAGACCCGGCUCAUCUGGUGGGAGUUACAGCAGAAAAAGACCUCUGUACAAUGGUCUUAUCAAUCCAUAUGAAGAUAAAAGCAACGAUUUUGUUUGUCCCAUAUGUUUUGAAAUGAUAGAGGAAGCUCAUAUGACAAAGUGUGGCCACAGUUUCUGUUAUAAAUGUAUAAGACAGAGUUUGGAGGACAGCAACAGAUGCCCAAAAUGUAAUUACAUCAUUGAUAAUGUGGAUCAGCUCUACCCCAACUUCUUAGUGAAUGAGCUAAUUCUCAAGCAAAAACAGAGAUCUGAGGAGAAACGGCUAAAACGGGACCACCCUAAUGGAACCAAAUGGCAGUUUUUCCAAGAUGUUCUUGGCACAGACCAGGAGAAUCUGGAUUUAGCAAAUGUCAACUACAUGUUGGAGCUUUUGGUGCAGAAAAAGAAGCAGCUUGAAGCGGAAUCACAAGCAGCUCAGCGUCAGAUCUUAAUGGAGUUCUUGAAAGAAGCUAGAAGGAAUAAAAGAGAGCAAUUGGAGCAGUUACAAAAAGAACUCAAUUUUUUGGAAGAGGACAUAAAGCGUGUUGAGGAAAUGAGUGGCAUGUACUCACCAGUGAGUGACAUGGAUCCCAGUUUGGACAGCACUGUUCCCCAGUUUGGGGAAGCUCCCUCUCCUGCACACAGCAUCUUAGAACCCACAGAAUAUAUCCAACCUCCCCAGUUUGGUGGAAGUUCACAGGGUAAAAGACAGACAUGGUACAACAGCACUCUGGCUUCACGACGGAAGAGAUUAACAGCGCACUUUGAGGACUUGGAGCAGUGCUACUUCUCCAACCGGAUGUCACGAAUCACAGAUGACAGCAGGACUGUUAAUCAACUGGACGAUUUCAUGGAAUGUCUGUCCAAAUUCACACGUUACAACUCUGUGCGACCUCUAGCCACUCUCUCCUAUGCGAGUGACCUCUACAAUGGCUCCAGUAUUGUUUCUAGCAUUGAGUUUGACCGUGACUGUGAUUACUUUGCCAUCGCCGGUGUCACCAAGAAAAUUAAAGUGUUUGAAUAUGGGACGGUGAUUCAGGACGCUGUGGACAUUCAUUAUCCUGUCAACGAGAUGACGUGCAACUCCAAAAUUAGUUGUAUCAGCUGGAGUAGUUAUCAUAAAAAUCUGCUUGCAAGCAGUGACUACGAGGGAACAGUUAUCCUUUGGGAUGGGUUCACAGGACAGAGGUCAAAAGUUUAUCAGGAGCAUGAAAAGAGAUGUUGGAGUGUUGAUUUCAACCUGAUGGAUCCCAAACUCUUGGCCUCAGGCUCAGAUGAUGCAAAAGUAAAGUUGUGGUCUACUAACUUAGACAACUCAGUUGCCAGCAUUGAAGCGAAGGCCAAUGUAUGCUGUGUCAAAUUCAGCCCGACGUCUAGGUAUCACCUUGCCUUUGGGUGUGCAGACCACUGUGUUCAUUACUAUGACCUGAGGAACACUAAACAGCCCAUCAUGGUCUUCAAAGGUCACCGGAAAGCAGUGUCCUAUGCCAAGUUUGUCAAUGGAGAAGAAAUUGUAUCUGCCUCCACAGACAGCCAGCUGAAACUUUGGAAUGUGAACAAGCCACACUGUCUGCGCUCCUUCAAAGGCCACAUCAAUGAGAAAAACUUUGUGGGCCUAGCCUCCAAUGGAGACUAUGUAGCAUGUGGAAGUGAAAACAACUCCCUGUACCUGUACUACAAGGGGCUCUCCAAAACGCUUUUGACUUUCAAGUUCGACACUGUGAAGAGUGUUCUGGACAAAGACAAGAAGGAAGAUGACACUAAUGAGUUUGUCAGUGCCGUGUGCUGGCGUGCACUACCAGACGGGGAGUCAAAUGUGCUGAUUGCAGCCAACAGUCAAGGAACAAUCAAGGUACUCGAGUUGGUUUGAAGGUCUGCUGGAAUCAAUAAUCGGACCCUUUAUUGAACCAUUGUUCGGCUUCGCGCCUCAGAAAAGGAAUACACGAGCUCUAAAGCUUGGGCUGAAUUGAAGCGAACAUUUCCAGCCAGUCGAGUCUGAGCACAAUGGACAGUAGUGAAAUCUCUGGAUUUUAAUCAAACCUGAACUUUGCGAAAAGACUUGCCCAUCCUGUGCUCCAGUAACAGCGUUUUUUUGAGAAAAGUGAUUACAUGAGGACGAUUUCUGGGCUGAGUGGGGGAGGAGUAGCAGAUGCUUCUUUCAGAAGCCUCUUUUGAAGUGGUUGAUUUAAGGCAUUAAUACAGAAAGAUGCAUAGUACCUGAGAAUCUCCCACACAUGUAAACUUUCAGUAGAGGCAAAUCUAACAGAAGUAGAGCUACAUGAGUACAAAGCCAAAGCACAAGACCAGAACACAAUGAAAUUUGCUUUUUGUUGUAUAAAUUAUCAGCCGCUACAUCAUUCUUUUGAGCCUAUUGUUUCCAUAUACUUUUCUCUUUUGAUACAUGCAGUGUCUGUUUAUCCAUGAAAUGCACGCUUCCAUUUUGGCUGAUGCCAGUGGACUACCCAAAUGAAUUACUGGGCCUUCCUCAGUUUAUAUGAUGGUAAAGCUUACAUCAAGGGACCUUUAGACUUUCCUGCCCUCUGUGAAUGGGAUAGAAUUGCAUUCAAAUGCUUUGAAGGUCAUGCAGAAAUGAGCAGAUGAAGUUCAUUUAAAACUUAGCAGUUGCCAUGACUCCCUUAUUUUUCUCUACUUAGUGGUCAUAGUUUGUCAAACGUAGAGAGAAAUCGACUCGUUGGACUUCACAAUGACACUAUGUACACUAUUGGGAUUAUUUAACAAUCACCCAUUACGUUGCUGCUCUUUAUAUCAUCCAGUUCUUGUACAAGUAUUAUUUAUUUUGUAAUUUAUCGAACUUUUGUGAGCUUCAUACCCAUGAUUAGCAUUUAGGUUUUUGGAGCUUGCAUCUUUGCUGCAUCCCAGUAAUUCUGUGUUUGUCUAACCAUUCUCUAAUUUUAACCCAUUCAUUUGAAUGAAUAAAUGAUCAUUUGUUAGAUUUACCAUUCAUUGGUAUUCCAGGUUUAUUAUUUUCACUGGAAAUGCAUAUGUUCUCCUCUGUUUGUUCAGCAUAGCAGGUUUGUUAGUCUUCCUUUUUGAUAAUCAGACAAAUAGCACAUUGCUAGGUGUAUUGACUAGCAAAGAAAAUAAACUCAUGGUAUAUUGUAAUCAGAUUUCUAGAUAACGGACAUGUACACUGUCAGUCAGCCCAGUUACCGAGUAAUAGCAUUUGUUUGCUAUGUGUGGUCAUUAUGCAGUUCGAUGCGAUAAUUGCUUAUUACGAGGACACAAAGGCGCAUAGUUGCUCUUUUAGUCUCGUUCUCCUCUGAGAGCCUUUUGCUGAUCUGGGCGCUAACAGCUUCCCUUUGUGUGGAAGCUUUCUCUUGUGAGGGCCCUCAGGUCUGAGGUGUCUCCUCAGGUUGCCUUGAUGUAACAGUCUAUGAUGAACACCCCCCUAGUGCCUCACAGUCAGACAGCAUCAUUAGAGCCCAGUGCAGAAAGAAAGAAAGGAAAAGGAAGAAGUGAGGAGGAGCAACUCCCUGCUGCCAGUCUUCUCAGAAACAAGUGGAUUGGGCUUUGUGUGUCUGGCCAUUGAAGUUUGUUUACAAGGUGUGUGAAUCACUUUCAUGCUGUUCCAUUUAAAUGUUUUCAGCAUACUAUUAUGCGUCACACUAUUAAACAUGUGUGUUUCUGUGAAACCAGUA
This is a messenger RNA of Pygocentrus nattereri (red-bellied piranha), 4214 nucleotides long. It is a transcript of the gene cop1, whose product is annotated as COP1 E3 ubiquitin ligase. The record is from RefSeq and is a predicted model, not a curated record. Gene Ontology annotation, biological process: proteasome-mediated ubiquitin-dependent protein catabolic process. Lineage: Eukaryota; Metazoa; Chordata; Actinopteri; Characiformes; Serrasalmidae. Gene Ontology annotation, molecular function: protein binding; ubiquitin protein ligase activity. The transcript is spliced from 20 exons. The coding region runs from base 335 to 2425 and encodes 696 amino acids.